AUGGUCUUGCUUGGUGAUUUUGAGGAGCAGCAAGGUGAGUACGGUGGCUGGAGUGAGGAGCAAGAUGGUAGAGUAGGACAAGGGGCCAAUGAGGAGAAACAAGUGGGGAGAGAGCUGUGGGCGAGUUGCAUGCUGAGGUCCAGGCUGCUGUGUGCCACUCUGUCUCUUGCUAUUGCCAAGCACAAGCCAUCUCAAUCCUCCUUCACCCAACCUUGUCACUCAAGGGAGUUGCUGUCCCAAGCUGUCGACACUUUCUAUGUCAAGGCAGCCUGGCUCAAAGCAACAAUUCCAGAAGACCGCAUUAAAAUAUGAUUAUUCAAAAAGAAAACAAAAAAGCUAUUUAUGAAAAACUGCAGAUUCCAGGAACAGCUUCUGUCCUUCUUCAUGGAAGAUGUUUUUGGUGGACUCCAAUUACAAAUUUGCAAGGAAAUAGACUUUGUGGAAGACUUUCAUAGUCUUCGGCAGAAAUUGAGCCGCUGUAUAUCCUGUGCUUUACCAGCUAGAGAGAUGACAUCCAUUACCAGAAUGAAAAGAAUGUUUUAUAGAAUUGGAAACAAAGGAAUCUAUAAAGCCAUCAGUGAACUGGAUAUUCUUCUGUCCUGGAUUAAAGAACUGUUAGAAAGCAUUCAGUAA
Messenger RNA from Marmota flaviventris (yellow-bellied marmot), 633 nucleotides. It is a transcript of the gene Il26, whose product is annotated as interleukin 26. The record is from RefSeq and is a predicted model, not a curated record. Lineage: Eukaryota; Metazoa; Chordata; Mammalia; Rodentia; Sciuridae.